Messenger RNA from Nicotiana tabacum (common tobacco), 1392 nucleotides. RefSeq lists its product as uncharacterized. NCBI's taxonomy places the organism in Eukaryota, Viridiplantae, Streptophyta, Magnoliopsida, Solanales, Solanaceae. The record is from RefSeq and is a predicted model, not a curated record.
CCCAAAAGGAACAAUGGAUAUCAACCUCUAAUUCCCCCAAACGAUUAACCCUUCCUUCCUCUUUCAUUCCUAUCAUAUCAAUCAUGGAACUUCCCCAAUUCAUCGAAACUCUCUCCACAUUAUUCACUACAACUACUUGACAUGUCUUCUCAGCCACCACCACAACAACCGCAUCAGCAUCACCUCCACAAAAAACCCACCUCCUUCCCUGACUUUAUCUUCACUGCCUUUUCUCUCUUCAUUUUCUUCUCUUCUUCUAACCCCACAACUUCUAUUAUCCGCAAAUUCACCCCACUUAUUUCUUUCCCUUUAAAUCCCCGUCGAUUCGUCAGAAAUCCCACUAUGUCCAACCCCUCUUCCACCAACCUUCGUAACCCUACCACUCACCCCUUCCCUAACCCACAGUCCCUCUCCGAUUGGCUAAGGCCGCGUUUGCCUUCCGAUUCUUUUUCCUCUUGGGGUGUUAAACCGGGCACCAAGAACGUUAAUAACCUCUGGCUCGAGUUAUCUGAAGGGGAGACUUUGCUGGCUGAUUCCACCCCUCCGGUUCGAACCGUGGAGGUGAUGGUUGUUCGGGUUAUUGGAAAAGACAAUAAAGUCCUUGUUGAAUCACACCAAGAAUUGUCUAACGGCGCCCAUAGACGCCGGGGCCGGCCGUUAUCUGAAAAGAUGAAGCCUGGUGAGACCGUUGAAGAUGCGGUGUUUCGUGCAGUAAAAGAAGAGCUUGGUUCAACAAUUGUUAAGAUUUUGCCAAAUUCAUACUCGAAGAAGGUGGAAGAAAGGGUUUCAGCAUCGUAUCCUGGAUUGCCUGCUUGUUAUGUGUUGCAUACAGUGGAUGCUGUAGUGGACGGUUUGCCUGAAGAGGAGUUUUGCACUGAAGAGACCGAUGAAUAUGGAGAUUCUAGUGAAAGGAUGCUCGCUGAUGGUGCAGUUUCAUGUAAAAAGCAUUACUGGAAGUGGGUCGAUGCUGAUUCGUUGUGAUCACUUAUGUGGGAGGUGAGUUUGAGCUCUUCUCCUUCCAAGAUUGAAUUUUGAUUGCCAGAUGGUUUAAUAAUAAGGAUGGCUUCUCAGGACGUUGGGUUGCGUUUGGUAUACUUUAUAGGAUAUUUAAAUACAAAUUACAUAGAAGAAUUCUUGAUUUAACUUUCUAUAUUAAUGUUAAUAUCCAUGUCAGUUAUUGAGGUUUUAGUACUUAAUGCGUGUAUAUCUUUCUAACGGCAAGAGCUCCUUGUAUUAUCCUGAGAAGAACAGGAUGUCAUUUGAAACUCCAAUUGCAUUGUACUUUAUGGUGCGUCCAAGUGGAAGUAACUUGACAUUUACCAGCUCUCAGCCAAGAUAAAUAGAUGUGUGCUUGUUGUAGUGGGUGAGCUUGUCUCCUACCACUUGAGAUGA